AUGUUGACAAUAAACUAUACCAUCCCCGACCCAGAACUCUCCGUCCUAGGCCGCUCCCAAUGCAACUCCCUCAAACAAAACCUCGUCCCCAAAAUCACCGGCCCCAACCCCGAGCUCGAAGUAGGCCUCAUCAUCGUCAGCCCCAUGCGCAGAACCAUCGAGACAGCCCUCCUAGCCUUUGGCGAUUUAGGCAUCCCCUUUGAAGCUCACGCCGGGUGGCAAGAAAACUCAACCCAACCCUGCGACACAGGCACCCCAAUCCCCUCUCUAAAGUCUGAAUUCCCUCAGGUAAACUUUGACCACGUCGACCCAGUCUAUCCCGACAAAACCUCCCCGUCUGGGAAAAAGUAUUUCAACACUAAACAAGCCAUCAUGGCCAGAGGGCAAGAGGUUCUCAGGGAUUUGAAACAACGAAAAGAAAAGGCGAUCAUCGUCGUGUCACAUUCGGGGUUUUUGCGAGCGGGGGUUACGGGGAGGUGGUACAUGAAUGCUGAUUACAGGGUGUUUGAUUUUGCGGAUGAGGACGAGGGAAAUGUAAAGAUCCAGGAGAGGGAGUGGACUGCCAAGGAGGGGGGGUUGGGGUGGAGUUUUGAGGAGAGGGUCGAGUUGGGGGAUGGGUUGGUGGAUGAGAUUGAGGAGCCGGUUUUGGAUUAG
Podospora anserina S mat+ is the source of this 654-nucleotide messenger RNA. RefSeq lists its product as uncharacterized. NCBI's taxonomy places the organism in Eukaryota, Fungi, Ascomycota, Sordariomycetes, Sordariales, Podosporaceae. Gene Ontology annotation, cellular component: cytoplasm. The coding region runs from base 1 to 654 and encodes 217 amino acids. The record is from RefSeq and is a predicted model, not a curated record. The transcript is spliced from 3 exons. Gene Ontology annotation, molecular function: phosphatase activity.